GCAGCACCAGUUCGCUGCUCUGCCCAGGCUUCGGGCAAGGGACGAAGGGCAGGCUGCAGGAAGCCCGGGAGGUGCAGAGCUGCUCCUUCCCACAGGUCUGUGUGUCUGUCCUCUGUGGCUCCCAGCUCUCUGCGAGGCUAGAGGAGGAGGAGAAGGCUAUCCAGAAACCCUGCAGGACAGGAAAAGGAGUAGAAUCUCACCAUGGAAAAAGUCUACAGUGAAAAUGAAGGCAACCUGGAAGCCCAGGGAAAACCCAAGCGUGAAGUAGAGCCGGAAGAGGAAGGGAAGUCCGAAGAGGCGGCCCAGCCGGAGGUGGAGAGGAAGGCAGAAUGCCAGGGGAAGCCAGGUGGUGAGGGAGAGGCGGGGGCUGAGGGGCAGCCAGAGGGAGAGCAGGAGACUCAGCAGGGAAAGCCAGGAGAUGAGGGCACUCCUCAAGGGGAGGCCCAGCGGAAGCCCGAGAGCGAGGCCCGGGCCUCCGAAAAGCGCCCCGCUGAAGAUCACGUGCCCAGGAAAGCCAAAAGGAAAACGGACAGGGGCACCGAUGAUUCCCCCAGGGACUCUCAGGAGGACUUACACGAAAGGCACUUGAGCAGCGAGGAGAUGAUGAUGAGAGAAUGUGGUGACGCGUCAAGGGCUCAGGAAGAGCUAAGGAAAAAGCAGAAAGCGGGUGGCUUUCAUUGGUUGCAAAGAGAGGUCCAGGAUCCUUUCCCCCCUAGGGGCCAGCGGGGGGUCAGAGGAGUCAGGGGCGGAGGUAGGGGCCAAAAAGGCUUACAGGAUGUCCCCUACCUUUAAUCCCGUUGCCUUUCCAUUCUGAUUCUCAGAUGGGAAUCGUGCCAGCCCUGCUUUCCCUGGCAGGCUUCUGCCAGGCUCUGUGCUCUAACCUGUGCUGAUACUUACCUUGCUUCAGGUGUCACUCUUGUUACCAGCAGCCUUGGACCCCACUGCAGCGCUCUGUGUGUCAGUAGGGCUUUCACCCAUGUGCAUGGGGGAGAUGUUCACGGUACCUUGUAAAAUGUGAAUAAACUGUUUGUAAACCUGCA
Messenger RNA from Echinops telfairi (small Madagascar hedgehog), 1040 nucleotides. RefSeq names its product transcription elongation factor A like 3 (gene TCEAL3). The transcript is spliced from 3 exons. Bases 202 to 792 code for a protein of 196 amino acids. Lineage: Eukaryota; Metazoa; Chordata; Mammalia; Afrosoricida; Tenrecidae. The record is from RefSeq and is a predicted model, not a curated record.